AUGAUUAGACGGUUCACCACAUCGCUAAGGAAGUUCAAUGACUUUGAGACUGCUGCCAAGAACUUAAGAGCUCAAAUACAGCAGUUGGAGAAGGAAAUCAUGGGUGAGACCAAUAUAAGGUCAAACCUUUCUACCAUGACUUCAUUCCCAACACCUACUAAACAGAAAGUAAGAGUUGAUGAUUUACCUACUCUUUUCGAAGAAACCAUCAAAACAACAGGACCAAUACCUUUGCUGACUUAUAUGCGUCAAUGUUUGACUCAUCCGCAGUUUGGGUAUUAUACAACAAGAAAUCCAUUAGAUUUAAGAACUGGUGAUUUCGUUACUUCACCUGAAAUAUCCAGUGUUUUCGGAGAAAUGAUUGGUAUUUAUUACUUUCAAUUAUGGAAGAGUCAGGGAUGUCCUUCGAGUAUAAAUUUUGUGGAAUUCGGACCAGGAAAGGGGACUUUAAUGAAUGAUGUUGUCAGAGUAUUUCAUAAACUCAGUAAAAUGAAACUGAACAUUGUGAUGAUUGAAACUUCUAGAGUGUUAAGAAGGAUUCAGCAUGAUUUAUUGAGUAAUUCAGAAUACGUUGAGGGCGAAAAUGGUAAAGCUGAUGUGUCAAAAACUGCUUAUGGUGAUAUUUAUUGGGUAGAAAAUGAAACAGAAAUAGAUGAAUUGAAUUUACCAUCUACCAAUUUUGUCAUAGCACAUGAGUUUUUCGAUGCUUUACCUAUAAAGUCGUUUCAAAAAACUGAAUUCGGUUGGAGAGAGUUUAUGGUGGAACAUUCACCUUCAGUUGAAAACCAUCAAGUGAAAUUACCUUCUUCAGAAACUGAUGAUGAAAGAUAUGAUAACGAAUUUCAUUUAACAUUGUCACCAAAGGAAACCCCAUCAUCAAAAAUUCCCGAAUUGUCCACUCGUUUUAAGGAUUUACCCAUUGGAUCGAGGAUUGAAAUUUCUCCCGAUUCAGAACUAUUCAUCACUAAAAUCGCCAGUCUUAUAGACAACCAAUCAAAUACUGGUGGUGCACUUGUUAUCGAUUAUGGAGUGGUUGGUAGCGUCCCUGAUGUAACUUUGAGAGGAAUCUAUCAACAUAAAUUUGUUUCUCCGUUCUUCAAACCUGGAGAGGUAGAUUUAUCAAUCGACGUCGACUUCGAUCAUCUAUGUCAUGUAGCUUCAACUUAUACCCAGAUCUUAGGGCCCGUCACUCAAGGGGAUUGGUUACAUGAGAUGGGAGUCGGUCAUAGAAUCAAUCAAUUGAUCAAUUCUGCCAAACCUGAAGAACAACAAAAGAUUUAUGAUGCUUAUGUGAGAUUGACCGAUAAUGAACAAAUGGGAUCUGUAUAUAAAUUCAUGGGACUUGUUCCUAAGAAAUGUGAAAUACCAUUAGGGUUCAUGAAAUUGAGUUACUAG
Messenger RNA from Yamadazyma jaroonii, 1395 nucleotides. The record is from the annotation of a GenBank genome assembly. Lineage: Eukaryota; Fungi; Ascomycota; Pichiomycetes; Serinales; Debaryomycetaceae.